Messenger RNA from Tachysurus fulvidraco (yellow catfish), 1618 nucleotides. RefSeq names its product zinc finger protein OZF-like. The transcript has 4 exons. Lineage: Eukaryota; Metazoa; Chordata; Actinopteri; Siluriformes; Bagridae. Gene Ontology annotation, molecular function: DNA-binding transcription repressor activity, RNA polymerase II-specific. Gene Ontology annotation, biological process: negative regulation of transcription by RNA polymerase II. The record is from RefSeq and is a predicted model, not a curated record. The coding region runs from base 250 to 1545 and encodes 431 amino acids.
UUGUAUAAUCCGUAGAAGAAGAAGCUGUUGUUUUCCCGAUUAGCUUGCUAACUCUUCAUGCUAGUCAUGUGUAAAAAUUGGCAGGAAUUUACAAGUGAUCGAGUAAUUAAUGAAAUCAAAAUAAUAAGUUUGUUGUAGAGAUUUUAUUUAAGACGUUUAAACUCUGUUCAGCUUUUAAGGACAAGAUGAUGUAUAACUACAAGUGAUCUCAUAACGAGCAUCGCAAACCGAAUCGAACCUGUGGACCAAAUGAAUGGAGGACUCCAGAAGAAGCCUCUAAAAGAGGAAGAACCUGAAGAUGAAGAUUACUUCUGUGGUGACACGUCGAUCUCUGUGGUCCGUGUCACUUCUUCGGAACAGCAGGACGGAGGAUUCCAGAACAAGCUCAUAAAAGAGGAAGAACCUCAUGAUGAUUAUUUAUUCUGUGAGGUCUGCAAAUCCUUCUGUAUUAACAAGUGUGAAGUUCAUGGUCCUCAGCACCGGUCACACAAUACAAGUGAGAAGCCAUAUCACUGCUCCUACUGCGGCAAGUGUUUUUCUACACCGAGCGACGUGAAGGUCCACGAGCGCAUUCACACAGGAGAGAAGCUGUAUCAGUGCUCACAGUGUGGCAAGAGUUUUGUCCACCAGAGCAGUCUGAGAUCACACAAACGCAUUCACACCGGAGAACGUCCGUAUCAGUGCUCGCACUGCGGGAAGAGUUUCGGUCAUAAAGAUACUCUCAAGAAACACCUGCACAUUCACACGGGAGAAAAGCCGUAUCAGUGCUCGCAGUGCGGAAAGAGUUUCAGCGACAGAGGGACGUUCAGGUCGCACCAGUACAUCCACACUGGAGAGAAACCCUUUCACUGCACCGAGUGCGGAAAGAUUUUUACACGGCAGAGUUCUCUGCAGCAACACCAGCGCGUUCACACCGGAGAGAAGCCGUAUUACUGCUCAAAGUGCGGGAAGAGCUUUAGUCAGCAUGGCACUCUGCAACAGCACCAGCACACUCACACAGAUGAGAAACCGUAUCAGUGCUCGCAGUGUCGGAAGAGGUUCAACAGGCAGAGAAAUCUCCAGUCCCACAUGCGCAUUCACACCGGAGAGAAGCCGUACCAGUGCUCGCAGUGCGGGAAGAGGUUCAGUCACCAUAGCACCCUGAAAAGACACCAGCGUAUUCACACGGGAGAGAAGCCUUAUCACUGUUCACACUGUGGCAAACGGUUUACUCAGCACGGUACUCUACAAUCCCAUACACGCAUUCACACAGGAGAGAAACUCCAUCACUGUUCACUGUGUGAGAAAACAUUUAACCGACUGAGUUCUCUCCAAAUCCACCAGCGCAUUCACACAGGAGAGAAGCCGUACGGGUGCUCGCAGUGCGGGAAGAGUUUCAGUCAGAACGGGACUCUGAAACAGCACCUGCGUGUUCACACUGGAGAGAAACCGUAUUACUGCUCACAGUGUGGAAAGACGUUCAGUCAGCAAAGCACUCUCCACCAACACCAGCGCGUUCACACUAAGAACAAAGCACAUCAGGAUACAGCAUGGGAAGAGCUUUAACGAAGCGUGUUCAACUGCACCAGCUCCGUCAAACAGGAGAUGACUCUGUAUCACUAAAGGAACCAAACAGACA